This is a messenger RNA of Didymodactylos carnosus, 650 nucleotides long. Lineage: Eukaryota; Metazoa; Rotifera; Eurotatoria; Philodinida; Philodinidae. The record is from the annotation of a GenBank genome assembly.
AUGUAUCCUCUGUCAGCAUCCUUACUAAAACGUCUCGAUGAAUACGCCAACAUUCAAUAUUUAUAUCCACUUAUGGAAUUUUCCAAAUAUCUUAUUAAUAAAUACAAUCAUCGAAUUCAACGAAAUCAUGGAGCCGUUAUGACGAUCGAUGAAGCUCUUCAACAAGGAGGUCUUGAUAGCCAAAAUUUGCGUAUUCUUUUGGAUCAAUUCAUCGAUGUUUGGUACAAAAUCAAUCUAAAAAGUGUUCGUCAUGGAUGUCACACGCCUAAGUUCGUUCGACCACAUCUUCGUGAAGACUUUGCCAGCAAAACAAGUUUAGCUUUUGUACUAUUGAACAAAUCUAAAGAUGACAGUAGCCUCCUGCUGACUGCUUGCAUACAUACACUAGCUAAUAUGCAAAAUGAGAUUGUUGCAUACUUUCGAAAAGUGAUCGUCAACGAAACAAUAUUAAAUACACGUGUCUUUCUAAAUGCAAUUAGGCCUGAACAUAUGCUUCGACUCGAUGAGUCUGAAAUCGGUAAUAAACUAGUGGAAAACAGUUUCAUUAUCAAUUAUGAAUAUGGCCAAGGACGUGAUCUAAUCUAUGAUUAUGAGGAAAUUGAAAUGUAUAUGCGCAAUCUUGUUAGUAGUCUUUGUUUAUUUGAUACAGA